AAUAAAUUACAAAUGGAUUGCUGUUCCAAUAAAGUUUAUAUCAAAUCUAAAGCCAAGGCGAAGGAUAAGGAAGGAGAUUACAUCGACCCUGAUGACUGGGAAGUCAACUCUGAUGAACUCAACCACUCUUUCGACUCUGAUGAUGAAGACAUUUCAGCUCCAAAGAAAGUUAAGCAAAGAGUCAAGAAACAAGGCCGCAAGUUCAAGAAUGAUGUUGACACUAAUGUCAUGAAAGUCAACAUGAGUGCUCUCGAGCCUGAAGACUUCACCACUGGAGACCCUGUAUUCUGUACCAACUGCAGUGCAGUUCUGAAUGUCCACAGCCAUCUUGAGCAAUCUGAAGGUGAAGGUGAUGACAACGAAUCUAGAGUCUGGAUCUGUGAGUUCUGCAACAAUAAAAACGAAAUAAAUUUGGAUGAACAUGAAGUGCCUGACAAAGAGAGUGGUGAGAGCAACCUCAACUACAUACUUGAGAAGCCUGAAGACGAAGCAGAUGAACACAAACAAGAUGAAGAAGUCAAAGGCUCAGCUGAAAAUGUUACUGAUGAUGCUUCAGAGACACCUCUGAUAUUCUGAAUUGACAUGAGUAGUUCAAUGAGUAACCAAGUCGUGCCCAGUGUUAAAGGAAGUCGUGCUUUGACAAGAUACGACUGCAUUGCUAAAGGCAUCUGCGACCAGAUCGAAGCUUGCAAAGAAACUAAGCGCAAAGUCGGAGUGGUCUACUUCGAUAGCGAUGUCACUGUGCAUGGAGAUGCCACUGAGAAACCUCAUGUAAUCGAUUCACAAGAGAACCUCAACGAUGAAGAGUAUUUGUACACAAACGCUGAAGUGCUUGCUGAAACUCACAUGUCUCAACCAGCUAAUCUAACAUAUAAGAGCCUAAGUGAUUUGGUGGAGAGCACCAAACCUAGGGGCUCAACUGCCUUAGGGCCAGGUGCUCUUACUUCCAUCACUAUGGCAGGUGCUUUAGGCAACGGAGCCACAGUCGUGAUCUGUACGGAUGGUCAGACCAACGCUGGCGUUGGCUCCAGAGGUGCAUACAGAGGCGACUCUGAGUGGAAAGAUCGAGUCGACAAAUUCUACGAAGAUCUCGCUGACAAUGCAAACAGACAUGGAGUCACAGUCAACCUUAUGAGUGUUAAAGGAUGUGAUUGCAACCUUGAAAGCCUCAUUGUGCUAAGUGACCAGACAGGAGGCCAAGUCAACAUCAUUGAUCCUCAAGAUGCCAGUUACGAGUUCCAAAGUGUACUUCAGGCAAAAACUGUUGCUACCAAUGUCACUGUGAAAGUAAAACUUCACCAGGCUCUUGAGUUCAAGAACGAACUAGCUCAGAAUCUGAGUGCGGGGAGCACUCUGCUCACCAAGAAACUUGGGAAUGUCAAUGCUAAUACUGAAGUGACCUUCGGCUACAAAGUCAAAGACCCUGAUCAACUCGCUCUCAUUGAAGGCUUCAACAUUGAAGAGUUCAGCAAGAUUCCAUUUCAGACCCAAAUCGAAUACUGCAAACUCGAUGGUACCAAGUGUCUCAGAGUAAUCUCAAGAGUGCUUGACACUUCAUCAGACGCCGAAGAAGUCAAGCAAGAUGCGAACCUAGGCAUUGUAGCUGUGAACGCAGCCCAGCAAGCAUCAAACCUUGCUAGAGAAGGACGCUUCAGAGAAGCUCAAGCACUCUCAUACAACAACAAGAAGUUCAUGAAGUGCAACCUCAAAACCGAAAAAGAUGCUGUCAUGUACAAAGCUUUCAAGCGCAACAUGAAGGGCAUGUACGACGAAGUGCAUGAACAGAACAACAAAGAAGAGCUGAUGCAGGCAGCUGGGCCUAAACCUGGUAAAAAGAAAGGGUUCUUUGCAAAGAUGAGCGAUGCACUGAGUAGUAACCUAAACAAGCAAUCUCACUUUACGACAGAAAAGUUGGGCCAAAUGUAGCCCAUACUAAAUCAAUACGAGUUAUUAUUCAGCAAAUCUUAUUGAUCAAUAUAACUU
Messenger RNA from Moneuplotes crassus, 1983 nucleotides. The record is from the annotation of a GenBank genome assembly. Lineage: Eukaryota; Ciliophora; Spirotrichea; Euplotida; Euplotidae.